Molecule: messenger RNA, 1722 nt
Organism: Scedosporium apiospermum
Lineage: Eukaryota; Fungi; Ascomycota; Sordariomycetes; Microascales; Microascaceae
Exons: 3
Coding region: 1-1722 (573 amino acids)
Biological process (GO): fatty acid metabolic process
Molecular function (GO): medium-chain fatty acid-CoA ligase activity
Source: RefSeq, a predicted model, not a curated record
AUGGCCGCCCAACCGUCCCUCAUCCUUCCCGAGCCGUCUGUCCCAGCCCAACGGCUCUCGAUUCUGCAAGGUCCCGUCGACCCUCCGCUGGUCGACCUCACGCUCGGUGAACUUCUCGAGCUCCAGACGUACCAGAAUGGCAGCAAGGAGUGUCUCGUCAUCCCCUGGACGGGAGCCCGCUGGACCUACAAUGAGCUCAACCAGCAGAGCUACCUGCUGGCUCAGUCUCUGCUGGCCAUGGGCAUCGGCUCCGGGGACAGAGUGGGCAUUAUGGCGGGGAAUUGCGAGCAGUACGCUGCGGUGUUCUUUGCGGUGACGAGGAUUGGGGCCAUCUUGGUCAUUUUGAACAACACUUAUACGCCAACUGAGGCUAUGUAUGCGAUUAAGUUCUCUGAAUGCAAGGUCUUCUUUACGACACAAAAGAUUGGCCGGCUCGAUAACGGACCUCUCCUCGCCCAGCUUGAGAGCGAAGUGAAGCACCCCAAGAUCGUGAUCCUCCGAGGCCCCAGCGGGAAAUACCCUACCUACGACAAACUCAUCAAAUCCAGCCGAUCCCGAUCACAUGAGAAGCUCUUUGAGGUCACGAGGCGUGUCCUCCCUCACCAAGUCUGCAACCUCCAAUUCACAAGCGGCACCACAGGCCAUCCCAAGGCAGCCAUGCUUACCCACCAUAACCUCGUCAACAACUCCCGCUUCAUUGGUGACCGCAUGCGCCUCACCUCCGCCGAUGUCCUCUGCUGCCCACCCCCCCUCUUCCACUGCUUCGGCCUCGUGCUCGGCCUCCUAGCCGUCCUCACGCACGGCGGCAAGAUCGUCUACCCUGCCGAGAUCUUCGACCCCGUCGCCACAAUCAAGGCCAUCACCGAGGAGGGCUGCACGGCCCUCCACGGCGUGCCCUCCAUGUUCGACACGCUCUUCCAAAAACUGCCCGAGGGCUUCACCUGCAACACCCUCCGCACGGGCAUCGUAGCCGGAGCUCCGGUGCCGCGAUCCCUCAUGGAGAAGAUGGUCAACAUCUUCGGCAUGACGGAGUUUACAAGCAGCUACGGUCUCACCGAAGCGGCUCCAACGUGCUUCAACGCCUUCACGGACGAUCUUAUCGACCUGAGGCUCACGACGGUGGGGACGCUGAUGCCCCACGCUCACGCUAAGAUCGUCGAUCGCGAGGGCAACAUCGUACCCCUCGGCGAGAAGGGGGAACUGUGUAUCGCCGGCUACCAGCUCCAGGCGGGCUACUGGAAUAACUCGGAGAAGACCAACGAGGUCAUGAUCCGAGAUGCCUCCGGCCUUCUCUGGCUCCAUACGGGAGACGAGGCCGUCUUCGAUGAGAACGGCUACUGCUCCAUCACCGGCCGCUUCAAGGACAUCAUCAUCCGCGGCGGUGAGAACAUUUACCCUCUCGAGAUUGAGGAGCGUCUCAUCGCCCACCCUUCUAUCAGCCGCGCCAUCGUCGUUGCCCUCGCCGAUAAGCAUUACGGCGAGAUUGUCGGCGCUUUCCUCGAGCUCCGUCAGGAUUGCAUCUUCCCCGAGGACGAAGAGGUGAGGGAAUGGGUGCGCUCCAGGCUCGGUAGGCACAAGGUGCCAGCCAAGCUGUUUUGGCUUGGUAGGGACGGUGUGCCAGCCAUGGUGCCGCUAACUGGAAGCGGAAAGGUGAAGAAAUAUGAGAUGGCCCAAUUGGGAAAUAAGAUCCUGAGAGAGCAGGCGACACCCUCCAAGCUGUAA